Aureobasidium pullulans EXF-150 is the source of this 1440-nucleotide messenger RNA. Its product is annotated as cytochrome P450. Lineage: Eukaryota; Fungi; Ascomycota; Dothideomycetes; Dothideales; Saccotheciaceae. Bases 1 to 1440 code for a protein of 479 amino acids. The record is from RefSeq and is a predicted model, not a curated record. The transcript is spliced from 3 exons. Gene Ontology annotation, molecular function: iron ion binding; steroid hydroxylase activity; oxidoreductase activity, acting on paired donors, with incorporation or reduction of molecular oxygen.
AUGAACGUCGAGCUUUCGUUCAUCUCUGGGCCCAAGAAUGUUUUCUCUUUGUUCAGGCAAUCCCGAAAAUUCUCUGCCAAAGCCAGUGUGAUGAUUGCUAUCGAUCGCUUGUUCGGAACGCCCAAGCAUCUGGUACCGAGCUUCUACGACCACGACGAUACAGGCUACGAUGGAAAGCCAGACUCCGGAUCUCGAGAUGUCGCCCCUCAUCUGCGUAUCCAUCACACAGUGCAUGUGCAGGUCAUCAAGUACUUGUCUGGAUCCGGCUUGAAGCCUAUGACUAACAAGCUGAUGGAAAACAUCGCAAAGACCAUGCUCAGCAGCGGUAUAGGCGGUGUGUGGCUUGAGAUGGAAGAUCUGUUCGACUUUUGCAAAUUAAAGUUAUUGCACGCAUCGAUCAACUCCAUGUUCGGCGAGUAUCUUACGGCUUUGCACCCUGACUUCGUGGACGACUACUGGAAGUUUGACGACUGUACCACGACUCUGGUCAAAGGCUUCCCAAGCUUCAUGGUCCCGAGAUCUUGGGCUGCACGUCGCAAAUGUCUCGACAGUCUCAAGCACUGGAAGGCGUACGUCGAAAAGCUUGUGGACGCUGAUGGUCGCACUUUCUACGAAGGCCUCGACCCCCAUUUCGGAUCUCAAUUCAUUCGUCAGCGUCAUGAGGGCUUCAACAAGAUGGAGCCCAUGAACGCAGAUUCUAUUGCAUCCGAAGAUCUUGCAAUCAUGUGGGCAGCAAACUCGAAUGCCAUUCCUGCGGCCUAUUGGUUCCUCUAUGAGAUUUUCAGAGAUCCUGAACUGUUGGGUAGAGUACGAUCUGAGGUCGAUGGGGCUCGUACGAAUGCACAUGAGCCAGAUGCUCCGCCGCGUUUCGACUUGGAGGCUCUCAUCAAGUCGCCCUUGCUACAGAGCAUAUACGCCGAGACGCUUCGACUGCAGACGGCUAUCCUCAUCGCCAGGAUGCCAGCCAGAGAAGACUAUCAGCUCGGCGACUACUCGUUCAAGAAGGACAGGCUCCUUGUGGCGGCUUCCUACAUUGCCCAUCAUGACACUAAGGUGUGGAACCAGGGCACCGUGGACGAUCCUCAUCCCCUCAACCAAUUCUGGGCUGAGCGCUUCCUCCUCAAGACGGGUUCGGACCACAGCGGGCCACUGCUACAGUCAUAUCUCGAUUCGGCGAUGGAAGACUCAGCAGUACAACCCGAAGUGAAGUACUCGACUGACGGUCUUGCUGGCGCUUGGGUGCCAUAUGGUGGCGGCCAAAGUCUGUGUCCCGGUCGACACUAUGCGAAACAGGAAAUGCUUAUGACUUUUGCAAUCAUGUCCACCUGUUUCGAUAUCGAGAUAUUGCAGGAGCCGGGCGAAGUGACUCUGCCAGAUCUCGGGUACUUUGGUCUGGGUGUGCUGCCCCCAAAGAACAUUCCGGAAGGAUUCGGUGGUUGA